This is a messenger RNA of Pezoporus flaviventris, 286 nucleotides long. RefSeq names its product NOP10 ribonucleoprotein (gene NOP10). Gene Ontology annotation, molecular function: box H/ACA snoRNA binding; telomerase RNA binding. The transcript is spliced from 2 exons. Gene Ontology annotation, biological process: ribosome biogenesis; snRNA pseudouridine synthesis; rRNA pseudouridine synthesis. Lineage: Eukaryota; Metazoa; Chordata; Aves; Psittaciformes; Psittacidae. The record is from RefSeq and is a predicted model, not a curated record. The coding region runs from base 47 to 241 and encodes 64 amino acids. Gene Ontology annotation, cellular component: box H/ACA telomerase RNP complex; box H/ACA snoRNP complex.
CCCCCCUCUUUCCCAUCGCGCUCUGCGCGGCGAAGGCAGCGGCGCCAUGUUCCUGCAGUGCUACACCGAUGAGCGCGGGGAGCGCGUUUACACACUGAAGAAAGUGUCCCCGGCGGGGCAGCCCACCCGCUCGGCCCACCCGGCUCGGUUCUCCCCCGACGACAAGUUCUCCCGGCACCGCCUGGCGUUGAAGCGGCGGUUCGGAGUCCUGCCCACACAGCGGGCGCGGCCUCUCCUUUAACGGAAGGGACGGGCCCCGGUGAUCGCGGAAUAAACCCCAUGGGAC